UUGCCACUACCUAUGUGUAGCGAUAGAGCAACGAGUGUUUAUUAACCUCCUACUACGUGCCCCGCACCGUGUUUGGAGCCGGGAAUACAAAGGCAAAAACCGAAACAGGCUCUGCUCCCAGGAGCAGGAUCAUACAUUCUCCUAAAUCGCCUGGCCCCUCCGGGUCUCGGUUCUGUCAGCGGAGUGUAAAGACAAGUCAAGAGUUGGGGGGAGAAAGGGGGGGGGUGUUUCAGCCCCGGCCCAACUUCUCCCUCUGGGGUUCAGAGGGUCCAGAGGUGACUAAGGCCAGGGCGGGCGGGAAAUCAGAGCGCAGACGGGGAGGGGGAGCCGGGGCCGUGCCCGGGGCACCAGGUGGAGGGGCACCCUGGCACACGUUCAGUCACGCCAUCAGACAAUGAGACGCACGCCCCGGUGCCUGGGACGCCAGCGGCCUCCGCGCACGGGGCUCCGUUAUUUCAUCAGCAGUUUCAGAAGAACUCGCCAAAAGCUGUUAUGGCUCGCUGCAAUGUGUAGCUUUUUCCUGCCGUUUUUUUUUUUUUUUUCAUAAUAAAAGAGGGAGUGAAGCUCACUCACUCUCCACCCCCCUCUCCCAAAAAGAGCCAAAUGGAUCCGAGAAGGGGGGAAAAAAAAACCCAAACCACGCACACCAAUCUCGGAGGGGAUGCCAGUGAGGUGUGGCUUGUAUUUAAAUACCCAAUAUGUCAAUGUAAGGGGAGUGAGUGCUGAUGUAUAUAAAGUGGCGUUCGCCUGUGAUAGCCGGACACACCGAGGGAUGAAAGGCAGCCCGAGAUCAAGGCCCAGGGGCCCCGCCACUUUUGUUCCCAGCGCCGUGCAGCAGCCGUCCCAGCAGCGCGCUCCCCGCCACCGCCGCCGCCGCUGAGCGAGCCGAGCAGGUCCCCCGGCCGGCCACGACUCGGGCCACCAGCCCGCCCGUCCGCCCGCCUGCCCAGAGGGAGGCCCCGAGCCAGCCAGCCAGCCCGCGAGCGAGCAAGCUAGAGAAGCCGGAGCCCGGGAAGCAGCAGGGAGCUCAGCCCCAGCUCCGCAGCGCUGCCCGCUCCCCUCGCCCCUGCUCGCCCUCCGCUGCUUCAGCCGGGGAGCCAGCCAGCCAGCCAGCCAGCCAGCCCGCGGCGCACACACCCGAGCGCGCACACACUCCCGCUCCCUCGCCCACUCCCCCACACACGCACACGCUCCCUCACACACCCCCUACGGUGGCCGGGGCCAUGGCCGAGCUCGGGGGGGCUCUGGGCGCCUCUCUCGACUGGGACGUGCACGGCUUCUCGUCGUCCCUGGGGAGCAUGCCCUUAGCCGACUCCCCGGGCUUCCUGACCGAGCGGCUGGGCCAGAUCGAGGGCAAGCUGCAGCGCGGCUCGCCCACCGACUUCGCCCACCUCAAGGGGAUCCUGCGGCGCAGGCAGCUCUACUGCCGGACCGGCUUCCACCUGGAGAUCUUUCCUAACGGCACCGUGCACGGCACACGGCACGACCACAGCCGCUUCGGAAUCUUGGAAUUUAUCAGCCUGGCCGUGGGACUGAUCAGCAUUCGGGGAGUGGACUCGGGCCUGUACCUAGGGAUGAAUGAGCGUGGCGAGCUAUACGGCUCGAAGAAGCUCACCAGAGAAUGUGUUUUCCGGGAGCAGUUUGAAGAAAAUUGGUACAAUACCUACGCGUCUACCUUGUACAAGCAUUCGGACUCGGAGAGACAGUAUUAUGUGGCCCUGAACAAAGACGGCUCACCUCGAGAGGGCUUCAGGACUAAGAGGCACCAGAAGUUCACCCACUUUUUACCCAGGCCCGUUGACUCCUCUAAACUGCCCUCCAUGUCCAGAGAUUUGUUCCGCUAUAGAUGAUGUGCCUGGCCUCUGUUUCCCCUCCCCCUCCCCACCGGUGGUGGGGCCACAGUUAUGUCCUUGAGCUCUAUACUCAUAGCCUUUCAAGUCGUCCUUUUUAACAACUUCGAUAACAGAGAAGCACUUAAGUUGAACUCAA
Antechinus flavipes (yellow-footed antechinus) is the source of this 1989-nucleotide messenger RNA. RefSeq names its product fibroblast growth factor 16 (gene FGF16). The record is from RefSeq and is a predicted model, not a curated record. The transcript has 3 exons. Gene Ontology annotation, biological process: cell differentiation; positive regulation of cell population proliferation; positive regulation of gene expression. Bases 1224 to 1850 code for a protein of 208 amino acids. Lineage: Eukaryota; Metazoa; Chordata; Mammalia; Dasyuromorphia; Dasyuridae. Gene Ontology annotation, cellular component: cytoplasm. Gene Ontology annotation, molecular function: fibroblast growth factor receptor binding; growth factor activity.